GCUAGUUCCUGUGUUGACAGAGCUGAAGGGGAGGCAGGGGUGGAGAGAGCAGAGGUGGGGAUUGGGGGUACUGGGAAUCCAUAGAUGAGAAGGCUGGAGUCUUUUUCCACCAGGAGCCCUCUCCACUCCUGCAGCUGGAGUUUCUCCCAGUCUCUGUGCUCCCCUGGGGCAAGAAAGGUCAAACAAACUGUUUGGGUGGGAAAAGAGAAUGGAGGAAGUUGACAGAGAUGGGCGGGGCUCUUGGGGGGGCUGACCAGGAACCCAGCUUCCUGCUCAGUACCCAGGCAUCCAGGCCCCCAAGCUCACCCCCACCCCUUCCAGCCCCACUCCCCUCAGGAACCCAGGGUUCCCGCCCUCCCCCACCAGUUUCUCCCCACCGGGGGAUGGAGACGGAGAGACCCCAGGAAGAGGCUGGUGAGCAGGGACGCCCUCAGGAUGAGCAGAGCUGGCCCCCUCUGAGCUCUACCACUCGGCCUUGGAGAUCAGCUCCGCCGUCCCCUCCUCCUCCAGGGACCGGCCGCACAGCUCUGUCUGCCAGCUUCUCCAGGUGUGAGCCCUCCUUCCUCCUCUCCCCAGCCCUGGGGCCCCGCUCGGCCUCCCUGCUGUCCCUGCAGACUGAGCUCCUCCUGGACCUGGUAGCCGAGGCCCAGUCUCGUCGCCUAGAGGAGCAGAGAGCCACCUUCCACGCUCCCCAGAACCCCCCAAGCCCAGCUACAGCCCCGGCCCGGCCCCUGGAGGAAAGAGAACAGCUCUACAGCACCAUCCUCAGUCACCAGUGCCAGCGGAUGGAAGCCCAGAGAUCAGAGCCUCCCCUACCCCCAGGAGGCCAGGAGCUCCUGGAGUUGCUGCUGAGAGUUCAGGGUGGGGGGCGAAUGGAGGAGCAAAGAUCCCGCCCCCCCACACACACCUGCUGAGACUCAGCCCCCAGCCGGCCCCUCCUCCCUCCCGGGGCUCAAAGCCAGGCCGUCCACUGCUCGCCCUUCACCCUGCUUGGCAGGGGUACCAGGGACGGACACUGAAACCGCAGAAGAAAUCGGAAGCUUCGUGGGCCUCGGCACAUUCCUGGGGCUGGGGGGGGUGGGGGAGGGUGGCAGAAAGUCCUCACACCCUGGGAACAGGCAGGUAGGAAGGUCACUGAACUCCCUCCGCUCGCUUGCUCGCUCGUGUGCCAGAGCAAGAGUCCGCAGAGACCCGGCAAGGGAGCUCCGCGAAAGGCUGGGAGUCUGACCUCCCGGUGUCAAGCUUGGAGGCAGGGUGUGAUUGAGCGCUCAGGAUCGCGAGAAACGCAGGCAGAUCUCCCGAGGGAGGCUACGACCUAUGAGGCAGCGCUACGCUCCUUCCCAGUGAGAAGGGAGGCCGCGCACCACGGACAUCAGGCCUCCGGCGCCCCGCAUCCGGCCGAGGGCCUGGCGGCUGCUCACCCUGCCUGCCUCCCACUGCUGCUCCGAGCCCGUCUGAACGAAGUCUGGGUUGCACGAAUAAAUGUGAUUACUCUCCGG
This is a messenger RNA of Heterocephalus glaber (naked mole-rat), 1499 nucleotides long. RefSeq names its product G protein signaling modulator 3 (gene Gpsm3). Gene Ontology annotation, molecular function: protein binding; GTPase regulator activity. Lineage: Eukaryota; Metazoa; Chordata; Mammalia; Rodentia; Bathyergidae. Gene Ontology annotation, biological process: positive regulation of inflammatory response. The record is from RefSeq and is a predicted model, not a curated record.